AUGGGUUUUUCAACAAGUAGAGAAAAUUGCUCAAUAAGCGAAAAUAAUAAACUUAAAAUAAAAAAAGAGUUGUAAUCGGAUCUAAGAAAAUUUAAAGAAAUGAUUGAAUAACUUAAGACUUUAGAAUAAGAAAUAGAUUAAUUGGAUGUUUAAUAGAAAUACGAGGAAGCUGAUUAAAAAGAGGAAGGUAUAAUUAACUAUAAUCAUAGAACAUAAAAUAUUAUCAAAAGAGAAAAGAGCACUAGGAAAUAGGAUAAAAAAUCGGAAAAAAAAUUUGGCUGGUCUUGAGCAAAUAACUAAGAAUAAUGAAGCUUUACAAGAACAUAAUAAAUUUGCUGUAGCUAGAAUCAAAGAAAAAAAUUAAAUGAUACUAGAAUUAAAAAAGAGAGAAAAGUUUUAAGACGAAGAGGAAGAACUAGAUGAAGAAUUAAAGGGAUUUUAUAAUGCUGAAGAAUUAUCAGAGCUGUAAGAUGAGAACUAUGUACGUAAUAAAAAUAAAAAUACUAACCUUAAUCAAAUGAAAAAUUAAAAUUAAACUUAAGUUUAAUCCCAAAAUGAAGCUAAACAUGAUGUACAAUUGCAGUAAAACCAAAUAAACUAGUAACCUUAGAUAAAUUAAGCUUAAGCAUUCCUAUAAAAUUGA
Molecule: messenger RNA, 643 nt
Organism: Paramecium sonneborni
Lineage: Eukaryota; Ciliophora; Oligohymenophorea; Peniculida; Parameciidae
Source: the annotation of a GenBank genome assembly